CAGAAAUGGCGGCGCGCGGAGUGGCUUAGGUGGUGCCUGUAGCUUUUCAUCUAACUAUUCACGUAACUAAGUUCAUCCACGUUUCUGCUCAGUAGACUUGAUUUUAUCUUCAUCAUGGCCGUUUCUGUUUACUUCUCAUAGGUUUCUCUUGUAAUGCUGACGUAAAAGGACGGCAAUUAAAGAGCUACCGUGCUCUAUUUUGGUCCUAAUAUAGACAGACAAACCCUAAAGUCGGUGAGAAGUGACCCUCUUUCCUUUAGUGCUCAUUUCUCUUCCCCGUCACACGCAUGUGCUGCUUAAGCUCUUGAAAUGAGCUAGUGCUCCUUCUCUGUAACAGUGAGUUUGUGUAAGGAAGGACAAGAAGAUUCUUCAAUUACCGAACAAGUCGGGGCUGCAGAGAAUGUCUUUAUUUAAAGCCCGGGAGUGGUGGUCUACAACAGUCGGCAAUAAAGAAGAAUUUGACCAAGGAUGCUUAUGUGUGGCAAAUGUUGACAAUAGCAGCAGUGCACAAGAUAAAAUUAUUGUGGGAAGUUAUAUGGGAUUUCUUAGAAUAUAUAAUCCCCAUCCUAUAAAACCUGGAGAUGCUAUGCAAGCUGAAGAUUUGCUCUUGGAAGUGCAAUUACGUGAGCCAUUAUUGCAAGUGGAAGUAGGAAAAUUUGUUUCUGGCACAGAAUUGCUUCAUCUGGCUAUAUUGCAUUGCAAAAAAUUGUGCAUCUAUGCUGUCUCAGGAAGCUUAGGAAACAUUGAACACGGCAACCAAUACCAGCUAAAACGUAUGUAUGAACACAAUCUUCAGCGAACAGCUUAUAACAUGACAUAUGGACCAUUUGGAGGUAUAAAAGGUCAAGACUUGAUCUGUAUACAGUCUGUGGAUGGAAUGCUUAUGCUGUUUGAACAAGAAAGCUAUUCAUUUGGCCGUUUUCUUCCUGGCUUUCUUCUCCCUGGUCCGCUGACAUACAGUUCUCGAACAGAUUCAUUCAUUACCGUCUCUUCCUGUCGACAGGUUGAGAGCUACAGGUACCAAGUGCUUGCGUUAGCAAAAGAUGCUGAAACACAAGAAACUGAGCAACAAAAAAUUGGAUCUGGAAAAAAGCUUGUGGUGGAUUGGAUUUCAAACAUUGGGGAGCAAGCCCUGGACAUAUGUGUUGUUUCAUUCAAUCAGCUUGUUUCCAGCGUGUUCGUUCUUGGGGAAAGAAAUUUCUUUUGCCUUAAGGAUAAUGGACAAAUUCGGUUCAUUAAAAAGCUUGACCACAGCCCAAGUUGCUUUCUUCCAUAUUCAGUGUCUGGGACUGUCAUAAACACACUGAUUGGAAAUCACAACAGCAUCCUACAUAUUUAUCAAGAUGUGACUCUAAAGUGGGCAACUCAGCUUCCUCAUAUUCCUGUGGCAAUACGACUGGGGAAAUUACAAAAUUUGAAAGGUGUGAUAGUUACACUGAGUGACAGUGGCCAUCUGCAAUGUUCUUACCUUGGUACUGAUCCUUCUUUAUUUCAAGCUCCUAAAGUUGAAUCUAGGAAUAUUAAUUAUGAAGAAUAUGAUGCAGAAAUGAAUAAACUCCAGAAAAUAAUUAAAGAAGCCAGGAAAAUUAAAGAUAUCUUGCCUAAGUCUGAAAAAAAUGAAGAUUUUGCACUUGCUGUGACAGUCUUGCCUGACCUCGACUCAGUUUCUCAAGCCGUUGACAGUGAAAUCAAAGCAGAUGUGAUUCCUUCUGUGAUGAUAAAGAUUAAAGUUGACAGCAGAUUACCAACACUUACAAAAUUAACAGUAUGUGUUCCACUUCCUUUAGCGGUGACCCAAAACUCCUUCAUCUUAGAAUUAGAGUCAUCUGUAUCUAAAACAGUUGUACUUUCUGCUUUUCUAAAAGGGAACUACCUACCAGCAGAUUUGGAAGGUAGUAUUCUAGCAUCAUAUAAUACACCAAGAGGUGCACCAAGAGUUGUCCAAUGCAAAUUCCGAUUACCUUUACGGUUAGUUUGCUUUCCUGCUCAGCCUUCAAAAACAGCAAGCCAGAAGUUAACUAUUGAUACCAACAAACCUACAGUCAGCGUUAUUACUCUUUUUCCAGAUUUUGGUGAUCAGACUGAUGAAGAUCAAGUUAAUGUUUUGGGAUUUCAGUUAUUAGCUGGCUCCAGAGUUACUUUACUUGCAUCAAAAACAUCUCAGCGUUACAGAAUUCAAAGUGAACAGUUGGAAGACAUUUGGCUAAUUACAAAAGAACUCACUCUUCGUCUUGAGCAACACUUUGGGAGGCAAAAUUGCAAAGACUUUGUAUGUACUUUUUCUGGCCCAAUCCCAUUACAAGACUAUUUUGACAUAAUUGAUCACCAUUUUGAGUUGCGUUUGAAUGCUGCAAAGUAUGAGCAGCUAUUAGCUGAAAGAGCCAUCCAGUUUAGAGCUAUUGAACGACGUUUGUUGGCACGGUUUAAAGAUAAAACCCCAGCUCCACUUCAACAUCUGGACACCUUGUUAGAAGGAACUUACAGACAGGUAAUAGCUCUAGCAGAUGCAGCUGAAGAAAACCAAGCCAUUAUGUUCCAGGCAUUCACAAAGUUAAAAAGUGCCACCCAGCUGGUAAUCCUGCUGAUUAGCCUAUGGCAGAAACUGAGUGCUGACCAAGUUGCUAUUCUGGAAGCUGCAUUUCUGCCGUUAACACAGAAUACUCAAGAGCUGGGUUGGGAAGAAAGUGUGGAUGCUUCUAUCUCUCAUUUGUUAAAAACAUGUCUGUCCAAGAGUUCCAAAGACCACGCUCUUACACUUUUUAAUCAAUUAUGCAUCCCCAAGGAUACUAGUAGAUUGAAGAAGCACAUAACUUUACUCUUCGAUAGAUUGGCCAAAGGUGGUCGUAUGUCUCUAAACACAAACCUAGACUGUCACCAAGCUAUGCUUUUGUCAGGUGGCUGUGAUGCUAUCCCAGAGUCUGAUUUUGAGGAAAGCCCAGCCUCACAAAACUCUACAAUGUUUACCAAUCAUAGGCAUCUGGAUAAGCAGGAUAUCAAACCUGAUUUACCACAGGAUGAAUUACAGGAAGCAGAAACUCCAUGAAAAGUGCAAAAAGACCCAGGAGGAUUUUAAAAAUCUGUGCAUUUACAAUCCAAAAGUAACAUUUUUUUUCCUGUACUGAAUACAGUAAACCUCAAGAAGCAGGCCCACUAUUAGAGCAAAAUACUUCCACUUACAUCUAAGCACCUAGCUUUCCCUUUUUAGCUAUUGAUCUCAGAGAUAUUUUCUCAAGGUGACAUUGUAGAAGGAAGCAUUCUGUAACUGAUAUACAGUUAUAAACCCUCAAUAGAAAUCCCAGGUGAUCAAAGGCUUUUUAUAUACUGAAAUAUUGACAUAUUGAAAUAUGAAAGUAUCCUGUGCUUUAAGGCCCCUUUUUUCCCUUUCUGACUUACUUUAAUGGUAAUUAAUUUUGAUAAAAGAAAAC
Molecule: messenger RNA, 3425 nt
Organism: Candoia aspera
Lineage: Eukaryota; Metazoa; Chordata; Lepidosauria; Squamata; Candoiidae
Gene: BBS9
Product: Bardet-Biedl syndrome 9
Exons: 22
Coding region: 401-3043 (880 amino acids)
Biological process (GO): cilium assembly
Cellular component (GO): membrane; BBSome
Source: RefSeq, a predicted model, not a curated record